Molecule: messenger RNA, 945 nt
Organism: Lodderomyces elongisporus
Lineage: Eukaryota; Fungi; Ascomycota; Pichiomycetes; Serinales; Debaryomycetaceae
Gene: TOA1
Product: transcription initiation factor IIA large subunit
Exons: 1
Coding region: 1-945 (314 amino acids)
Biological process (GO): transcription by RNA polymerase II; transcription initiation at RNA polymerase II promoter
Cellular component (GO): transcription factor TFIIA complex
Source: RefSeq, a predicted model, not a curated record
AUGUCAAAUAUAGAGGCGAGCAAACUAUAUGAAACUAUAGUCGAGGAUGUGAUUACUGAUUCACGACAAGAUUUCGAGAAUAUGGGGAUUGAUGAGUCUACAUUGCAAGAACUUCGUAAAAUUUGGUGUGAGAAAUUAUCACAGACUCAAGUCUGUAAGUUUUCAUGGGAUGAAGAAGAGGAUGAUGAUGAAGAAGAAGAGGGAAAAGGGGAAGAAGUUGCAGAUAGUGCUAGGGAUAAUGCCAUCGAUGGCGGAAGUAACGGCCUCGAUUCUGAAAACCAGUUACCACCGGUAACUACCGGUGAUUCUGCGGUGUCUGUACCUGAGCCAGGAGUGAAUAAUAGCUCAUCUACAGUCGCUGUCAAUGAUAAUGGAACUGCUGAGAAUGGUUCAAAUGAUGCAUUAAGUUAUAAUAACAACCUUGGGAUUGAGUUGCCAUCACUACCUAAAACAGAGCUGCAACAAGAUGGAGAAUUAGUCUUACCCCAGAUUAAUCAGACUGAUGGAACUUUUGAAAUGGUGAUACAUAGCAACAAUGGAAGAGAGAUGAUGGAAAAAUUGCUACAAGAUAAGAUACAAAAUAGCCAAAAGAAGAAAAAGAAGGGCGAGAAUGGUGCAUUGCUGCGAAGGCGGACGUUUCAUCAAGUUGACGGAGCACUUGACGAUGAUGAUGAUGAUGACGACGAUGAUGAUGAUGAUGAUGAUGAAGAUGACGCCGAUAUAUUCAAUGACUCUGAUGACAUAAACUCAGACUUGGAUGAUGACAUUGAUAGUGAAAAGUCAGAUGAUGAAGAUGGAGAUCAAGAAGGUCAGAUUAUGCUUUGCUUGUAUGAUAAAGUUCAAAGGAUUAAGAACAAGUGGAAGCUGAACUUAAAAGAAGGUAUUGCAAAUAUAGAUGGAAAAGAUUAUGUAUUUCACAAAGCUACGGGAGAAUGUGAAUGGUAA